AUGGUUAAACAAGGUAGUGUUCUAGGACACGUUGUAUCUAAUACUGGUAUCUCUGUCGAUCAAGCAAAUGUAAAUGUCAUUUCUAGUCUGCAUUACCCCUCCUCCGUGAGGGAAGUUCGUUCGUUCCUUGGCCAUGCAGGUUUCUACCAGCGGUUCAUCAAGGACUUCAGUAAGGUAGCAUUGCCUUUAUCCAGACUGCUACAGAAGGAUGUUGAAUUCGAGCUAAGUGAGGAUUGCAUGGUAGCAUUCGAUAAGCUGAAGAUCGCCUUGACUCAAGCUCCAAUUGUGAGAGGACCAGACUGGAGCCAGCCCUUUGAGAUUUUGUGUGAUGCCUCCAACCAUGCUGUGGGAGCGGCACUGGCCCAGCACGCAGUAUCUGAAGUAGCUCCUUGGUAUGCACCUGUAGCUAAUUAUCUAGUUAGCCAUACUUUUCCUCCCAAUUUUACUAAGCACGAGAGGGACAAGCUGAAAAGCGACUCCAAAUAUUAUAUAUGGGACGAUCCCUAUUUGUGGAGGUAUGGAGCUGACUAG
Arachis stenosperma is the source of this 531-nucleotide messenger RNA. RefSeq lists its product as uncharacterized. The coding region runs from base 1 to 531 and encodes 176 amino acids. The transcript has 2 exons. The record is from RefSeq and is a predicted model, not a curated record. Lineage: Eukaryota; Viridiplantae; Streptophyta; Magnoliopsida; Fabales; Fabaceae.